CCCAACGUUAACUUUUUCUGCUGACUUUGUACUCCUUGCCCUGUAAGACAAAUAUUUUGGAAAAUAAAAGAAAAAGUUUAUGUCUUUUUGAACAUUUUACAAUUGUACUGGAAAAUAUUUAACAAUAUUCACAAUGAGUGGUGCCCAUCGUGAAGCUGUGCAAAAACAAAUUCAUCAGGAUUGGGCCAAUCGUGAAUACAUCGAAGUGAUUACGGCCAGUAUUAAACGUAUCACGGAUUUCCUGAAUUCAUUUGAUAUGUCUUGCCGUUCACGCCUAGCUGUUCUCAACGAAAAACUGACCACUUUGGAGCGACGCAUCGAUUAUCUGGAAGCCUGUGUAACCACAGGCGAAACAUUAACAUAAAUUGUGUGUGGUCGCAGGACGGGGUGGGAGGAGAGCCAACAACAAUAACAAGUAUUGAAUGUGGAAGCGACGGGCGGUAAUGAUGUGUGGUGAAGCAACGUCAUGGAUGAAAUCAUUUGUGUCUUCUUCGAAAGUACAUCUCCUUUUUUGCGCAUUUCACUAAUGCAUAAGUAUAAAUUUAUAUUCUAAUUUUCUUUUAAGUUAACACAAAACAUGCUUUAAACAAACACACAAACAAAACCACAUAAACAAUAAUAAUAA
Messenger RNA from Musca domestica (house fly), 625 nucleotides. RefSeq names its product probable protein BRICK1-B (gene HSPC300). The transcript has a single exon. NCBI's taxonomy places the organism in Eukaryota, Metazoa, Arthropoda, Insecta, Diptera, Muscidae. Gene Ontology annotation, biological process: cell motility; regulation of actin polymerization or depolymerization; actin filament organization. Bases 134 to 364 code for a protein of 76 amino acids. The record is from RefSeq and is a predicted model, not a curated record. Gene Ontology annotation, cellular component: SCAR complex. Gene Ontology annotation, molecular function: protein-containing complex binding.